This is a messenger RNA of Vanessa tameamea, 904 nucleotides long. RefSeq names its product solute carrier organic anion transporter family member 1C1-like. The coding region runs from base 66 to 809 and encodes 247 amino acids. The transcript is spliced from 5 exons. NCBI's taxonomy places the organism in Eukaryota, Metazoa, Arthropoda, Insecta, Lepidoptera, Nymphalidae. Gene Ontology annotation, molecular function: protein binding. The record is from RefSeq and is a predicted model, not a curated record. Gene Ontology annotation, cellular component: plasma membrane. Gene Ontology annotation, biological process: transmembrane transport; sodium-independent organic anion transport.
GAAAAUUAUUAAUAUAAAUAUUUUAAUUUCAGUAUGCCGGUGUUAAAUUCUCAGCUCCAAUUCUCAUGGAGUUUUGUAAUUUGGAGGCAAUCAAGAAAACAGUUAUUAUGAGUAUAGUAGUGUUCGUACUAUACACCAUAAUGACAGCUGUUCGCGGCUGCGACCCAGGAAAUGUCGUCGGCCUGGGGAAGAAUUAUUAUGGACAUCCGGAAUGCAGUUUGUCGUGCAACUGUAAGCCGCAGUGGGACGAAUUUAAGCCCGUCUGUGCGACCGACGACAUGGUCACAUACAUCUCUCCCUGCCAUGCUGGUUGUAGAGAUUCAGAAGUAAUAAAUGGAAUACAAGUGUACUCGAACUGCACGUGCGCGGGCGCGGGCGCGGGCGCGGACGCGGGCGCGGCGCGCGUGCUGGAGCGCGCGUGCGGCGACGCGGGCUGCCGGCGCGCGUUCCACCUCCACAGCAUGCUGUUCUUCCUGGUCAUUACAAUAACAAUAUUGGUGUUUCAAGCUCAAGGAGUUCUCUUGUUACGAACCGUGGACCCUCGUGAUAGGUCCGUGGUGAUGGGCUUGAUGUGGUCCAUGAUUGCAAUCGUCACAUUCGUGUGUGGACAUUCCGUUUUCUUAGGGCUUCGAGUUGCAACAUGCGGUUGGCUCGAAGCUGAAAAAUGUCAUCUACAAAGUCAAACAUUUCCGUAUCUAGUUGGAGCCACGAGUGCCUUCCUGACCCUCACAUCUAUCAUGACCAGUGCCACAACUUGGAUUUGUAUCCGAACAGCAAAUAAAGGUCAAAGUUUUGAGUCAAGGUUAUGAAAAGGACAGUACUAGUCAUAAUUUAUGUAGGAUAAUUAAUUUAUGAGUAAAUACUCGUGUAUUAUUUAUAUAAGUUUGUGUAAGUAAAUAAAUCU